This is a messenger RNA of Physcomitrium patens, 1819 nucleotides long. Its product is annotated as ribosomal RNA small subunit methyltransferase, chloroplastic. The record is from RefSeq and is a predicted model, not a curated record. NCBI's taxonomy places the organism in Eukaryota, Viridiplantae, Streptophyta, Bryopsida, Funariales, Funariaceae. Gene Ontology annotation, biological process: rRNA methylation. Gene Ontology annotation, molecular function: rRNA (adenine-N6,N6-)-dimethyltransferase activity.
GCCGUGGAGUUGCUUAAACACACAACAGCCAUGGCGUAGGGUAACUAUUCAGUGGAUUGGGUUCAUGGUGAUGUGAAGCUCCUGGUUGUUUGAGGGUCAAGGGUUUUUGAGGGGUUUAGUAAAUGCAUAAUUUUCACAAGAACAACCAUCUUCUGCGAGUAUCAUACUAAAGAAGGAGAUUCUUCAGUUCGCAAUUGUUGUGUUUUUCAGGAUCUUGGAAUUGUUCUCAGUUUUGAAGUUAUUGUGAGUUGAAGCAAGUGGGUUUUCAGAGGAAUUUGCAGCUCUUGUCAAUUCUACUUAAAAGUUGAAUCUUGUUCUGAACUGGGGCAACGACGAAGUUUGGAAUAGCAAACCUCAUGAAAAUGUAGUUGCGCUAGAUUGAAUUGACGGGUAGUGAGGGGUGAAAAUCUUGACCCUGAUACCAGGAUGGCGCUGUGCGUGGGAGUUAGUAGCUGUGCCCACAUUCCUGGUGGAGCCUUCUCCUACAGCGACGUCAGGUAUUGCGGCCCCAGGUUGAGAAUUGUGUGCGCGAUUCAAAGCCGAGAAGAUGCCGCUCGAAAUACCUUGAAAGCUCUCAAAUCUCAGAAUCACCGCCCUAAGAAAUGGCUUGGACAACAUUACAUGCUAAACGACCAAGUGAAUAUUGACAUGGUUGAGGCUGCGAAGAUUCAACCAGGCGAUCUUGUACUGGAAAUAGGUCCUGGAACGGGCUCUUUGACCAAUGCUCUUGUAGAGGCUGGAGCCGACAUUAUUGCUGUAGAAAAGGAUCCCGACAUGGCUGCGUUGAUUACUGAACGGUUUGGGCACUGUGGUCAAGUUGAGAUCAUCAAUGAGGACUUCGUGAAAUGGCCAGCGGCCCUGUACAUGCAACAAGCUUUAAGAAAACGCUUUGGAGAAUCAGAGCCUCCUCCCAGAGCCAAGGUGAUAGCCAACUUGCCUUUCAACAUCACCACCCAAGUUGUGAAACAGCUUCUUCCUCUUGGAUGUACAUUUUCCCAUAUUAUCCUUCUUCUGCAGGACGAAGCUGCGAUCCGGCUUGUGGACGCCUCUCCUGAUGCUGAGGAGUAUCGACCCAUCAGCAUUCUUAUCAAUUUCUUUUCAGUUCCAGAAUACAAAUUUAGAGUUGAGCGCGACAAUUUUUUGCCACCACCAAAAGUAGAUGCGGGUGUGGUGUCAUUUGCCCUUAAGCAAGAGUCAGAAUACCCUCAGGUCUCAUCAAUCAAAUCUUUUUUCACUAUGGUUAACUCAGCAUUCAAUGGGAAGCGUAAGAUGCUCCGAAAGUCGCUGCAACAUCUUCACAGCCCUGAAGCCACAAAGUCUGCAUUGACGUCAAUAGGCCUCUUGGAAACUGCGAGGCCAGAAGAGCUGACGUUAGAUCAAUUCGUGGCGCUGCACAAUACCUUGAAUGAUCCAGAGACCAUUUAAUGGAUCUCGCAUUCGUAACAAGCUUUUCGCACAGCGACCACAAACGGAGAUCUGCACAUAAGGUCCAAUUUUACUCGGGGUAUUAUCGCUACGAAGUUGGGCUAGAUGAGGAUUGUACUUCAGAUACGAUUUGGCGCCAGAAAUAGAGAUAUGGAACUUGAGCAGUGUACAAUGAUUUUUUUAUUCUAGCUUCCUCAUUCUGAAACUCUCUCCUCGGAUGUAGACGUUUUAACCCUUUUCAUGCAGACUGCUUUUUUGCUUUCGAUACCUUGCGUUUCGUAAUAGAAUAUUUGUUUGAUACCCCAAUCUCCCGUCCAGGCCGGGGCUUCACCAAUUAUGACAAAGUAGAGCUGUGUGCUGCCCUUCGUCUAUAUAUUUUUUCUCAAGAGUUUCA